AAGCUGACUGAGAUGGGUCGCUACAUGGACGUUAGUCUCCAACCAUUAAGACAACAAACGUCCCUUAAAGAGGUGACAUCAUCUAAAGGAGGAGCUGAGAGGGGAUCCCUUCACAGGAAGGUGCGAGUGGACAGCCUUUGUUCCUCAGACACAUCCUACGACUCGUCGGGCAGCUCAGAACUGGAGUGGGAUUUUGAAUCUGCAAUUUCACAGUGGAGUAAACCUGCAGCAAAACCACGAGAGGGGGAUGAUUUUCCCCUUCAGGACUGGCCGAAAAUGUCCAAACCCUUCAAAGUCUGCAUCUGCUCCAUGUUCGAACGGCCGCAGAAACCUCUGUGUGCUGCAGACGACGGCGGCUCUGCUGCCAGCUGAACUAUUCUUCAAACCUAUGUGCUUCAGCAACUUUGAAAUUCAUUAAAAAUGCAAACAAUGGCCUGCUAUUGUCAUUUUUUUAUUGCAGUUUUACUUUUUAGUAUGAACAUAACUCUACAUGAUUGAUGUUUGGGAGAUGGUUCCUGCAGCUCCUUGAGAACUUUAAUCUUUUCUGAAGGUUUACAGAGAACACCUUCCCCAAUAAACAGUAUUGC
Molecule: messenger RNA, 587 nt
Organism: Austrofundulus limnaeus
Lineage: Eukaryota; Metazoa; Chordata; Actinopteri; Cyprinodontiformes; Rivulidae
Gene: tmem44
Product: transmembrane protein 44
Cellular component (GO): membrane
Molecular function (GO): basic amino acid transmembrane transporter activity
Source: RefSeq, a predicted model, not a curated record